AUGGUCGAAACAAAAUCCGAUACAUCUGACCUUCAGCGCUUUGAUGAAAUGUGGCUUCAUCUAACACCUCGUGGAGCUACCGUUCCUUACAACGUUUGUUUCGAUUCAGAAGGAAACGUUUGGGUAGCAACGAAAGGGGGCUUAUUCAAAUUCGACGGAACGCGUAGAACUACCAUAUGGGAACGAAAGAAUUUGUUCCCGAAGAAGAUGGCGCCUUUUCCACAGGUGCUGUUCCACAAGGAUAUGAUAGUCUACACUUGUGCUGAAGAUAAAGAACGAACAACGGAGUUGAGAUUUUUCACGAUGGCUGGUGAAAUGAAGCAUGAAAGUUUUAUAGAUGGAUUGCUGAUAUCUUUGACCAUUGCUGAAAACGGUGACAUGUAUGUUAGCAAGCAACCGGAGGGACCGAAAUCCGUUAUAUACAAGCAGCGAAUGGUAAUUAUUGACACGAAAGCUGGAAAAAUCAAGUCAUCUUUCAGCAAGGCGGGGAAAGAAGGAAGCGAUAUUUUCUUCCCUCGAACGAUUCGCAGGUAUGGUGAAGAUGUUGUUAUCAUGGAUAAGUCUGGUCGAUUCAUGCGUUUCACUGCAAAGGGGGAGUUUAAAGGCCUACUGGCAGAGAUUGACGCCUAUCUAGCUAAUGGUUUUUGCAUCAAAGAUAAUGCGGCACUUAUGGCUCUUAGCGGAGUUGUGUUAGACCAGGACAACCGAACAAUUUGCGACGACUGGUUAGAGUGGAUUAAUUUAGACGGCUCUUCUUGGAAGAAGCAAAGAGAAGAGAAGAAGUCCGCUACUCCUAACGCUAAAUAG
Messenger RNA from Strongylus vulgaris, 807 nucleotides. The record is from the annotation of a GenBank genome assembly. NCBI's taxonomy places the organism in Eukaryota, Metazoa, Nematoda, Chromadorea, Rhabditida, Strongylidae.